AUGGCAUCCAAGUGUUUAUUGCCAGGCGGCGGCGGCGGCGGCGGCGUCGGGAACGCCGGGAGUCGCGUUAAGCGUUCAAAGGCACGUGACGCAUUGAGCUACUGCAGCGAGCUGAUUGAGGCGAUGGACCGCAGCAAGGGCAGGCUGGAGCCCAGCUGGAAGGCAUUGGAUAGCAUUGUGGGCAAGCCCGAAUAUGCGCGCUAUGGUGAGCAGCUCUAUGACGUCAUUGUGACGGGCGGACUGCUCAAAGUAGCGGUAACUGGCAAUAGCAAGGACAACAGCAACAGCAACAGCAACAAAUCAUCUACGAGUGGCAAGUCUAGCUCACCGGGUGGCUCAACCAAUUACUGCGUAUUUCGCGCCCAGGAGGAGCUCAAUACGCUGCGUGUGUAUGAGCAGCUUAUGCUGCGUCUACGGCGUCGCCACAAGCAUGUGGAUGCGGCCUUUGAGCCGCACAUGCAACGACUGCUGACGCUGAUUGCAAAUUUUGAGAUUUCGGAGCGGCGGCGUCUGGCGCUGCUGCUCUCGCUCUUCUUCAUCGACAAUCAACUGAAUCCGCGCUGUUUGCUUGCGCUCGGACAGCAGCCGCUGAACAUUGAGGAGGGACUGGCGCUGGAGUUUAUGCUGCUGGUGUGCGGCACAUUGAAGCGCGAGCGUGGCGCCGACUUUAUGCUGCAAGUGCUGAAGCGCAGCGGACUGAAUGCAAAGAUUAAGACGUUUAUGCCGCCAAUGCUGCGCAGCGAUUUAUAUUUCCAGCAGGUGUAUCAGGAGAGCGAUCUGCAGGAGCUGAUCAAGCUGCAUGAAACGCACGCGGGCCAGGAGCUGCGCCAUGCGCUGCAGGAGCGACUGCUCGACGACUUUACCGAGCAUCUGCCCCAGGUCGCUGUCGUGCGUAAUGUGCGCAAAUUUCAGCGCAAGCAUCACAUGUCCAAUCCCGAAAUUAUCGAUAUUGUCUGGCAUACCAUCACCAGCUGGAAUCGCCCACGCGGCGGCACCAGCAGCAGCAGCAGCGCAGGCAACAGUCAACAGUCCACCUCCCAUCCCUAUGUGGAGCACACAAUGCGCCAGCUGCAGACCUAUGGACCGCUUCUGAAUGCACUUUGCAGCACGGACAGCGCUCAGAUUGCGCUGCUCAAUAUUUUGCAGGAAUGGUGCUAUGAGCAUCAGUCGCUCUUCAAAUUCUUCGAGCGACUCGUCGUCCAUUUGUAUAAGGCGGGCGUGCUUAGCGACGAGGCCAUCAUGCGCUGGCAUGGCGUCGAGCAUUCCAGCAAGGGCAAGCUCGCAUUUCUCAGUCAGAUGCAGCGGUUCAUUCACUGGCUGAACAGCGGCAGCGACUCCCAUUGCCGUCUCGACUACAGCAGCUACCUGGCCAAUCAGAAGACCCAAAAGGCGCGCUCCUCGACUCAGACGCAGCUCUAUAGCGAUGUCAUGCCCGUUCGCCCAGGCUGUGCCAAGUUUGCCAAGCACAUGGCCAAUUAA
Molecule: messenger RNA, 1479 nt
Organism: Drosophila busckii
Lineage: Eukaryota; Metazoa; Arthropoda; Insecta; Diptera; Drosophilidae
Product: protein krasavietz-like
Exons: 1
Coding region: 1-1479 (492 amino acids)
Cellular component (GO): membrane; cytoplasm
Molecular function (GO): protein binding
Source: RefSeq, a predicted model, not a curated record